CCUUAUCGGAAUCUCUCAUAAUUAACACCAAUUAAAGUGUCAGAAAGGCUUUUCCAAUUAUCUUAUUUCUCCCAAAUUACACUCUUUGAUCGUUGCAACAUAAUUAUUGUAAUUAAUUUUAACAUCCCCUUUAACCUCCGGCGGAGGGAUACACCUGUCUCGGCAAUGCGCAUGCGCGAGUAAUAGUGUGGAAAAGUUAGUUAGAAUUCUCGAUUGCCAAUAAACUCUACAAAACCAUCUCCAAGGGGUAAAGUGUGAGUUGGAGGUGUUUAAAACCAGUGUCAAAGGAUAAACAAACAAUCCGAGAAAAAAUGAGUGCACGAUUGCUGAAAGACCCCAGCACAGCGAAUUGUCGUAUAUUCAUUGGCAAUCUCCAGACCGACGAGAUGACGAAGAUGGAGUUGGAGGAGCACUUCUCCAAGUACGGACAAGUAAUUGGUGCCCUGAUGAAUCGAGGUUUUGGGUUUGUCCAAUUUGAGAACGAGGAGUCGGCUCAGGCUGCCAUCAGGAACGAGGCAGGACAGAUGCUCAAAGGACGACGAAUUGACGUGAAGCCUGCGAAGAAAGACGGCAACUCCUCCUUCAGUAAUCAGCAGUUUCCCAACAGAAGUCAACCCCAACGUAACAUGAGCUUUCCCCCAGGACAAAGUUUCACUCCAUCUCAAUCCUUUAGCAGCUCAACUCCUCAAAACACCUCCUUCAACAAUUCAAACCAGCAGAACAGCUCGUUCAAUAGCUCAAAUCAGCAAAAUAGCUCCUUCGAGGAUCCUCCGAAGUCCUCUGAUAACCCUCCCCAGCGAGACUUCACUGAGGACCAGGAGGACGACCUAGAGGAUGACCAGAAGUUUUCUGAAAAUCAGAAUAACAACUUCACUCAGGAUAAGGACGACGAGUUCCCGCAGCACCAGAAUAGAUCCGAGGAGUCCGGUGGCAACUCCAAUGGCUCCAACGCUAACAGCGGACCCAAUAAUAAUCAGGGCAAAGCCAACAAUCAGAAUCGCCCCGGGAACAAUCAGAAUCAGAAUCAAAAUCAGAACAAGAACCAGAACAAUCAGGGUGGCAACCAGACAAGAACAAGAGGCAGUCGUGGUGGAAAGAACAGGAAUAAAAAUCGAGACAACCUGGGGAAUAAUUUCAGGGAUCGGAGUCCACUGAAUCGUGGGAGAGAGGAAAUGACGAGGGAGUGGGAGAUGAACAAAAUGAGGACUGGAUUUGGGCCCAGGGACUACAACGAGCCAAGAUUCGAUGAUCGAUUCAGGGAUAUGAUGCCUGGACCCAAUGUCAGGCCCAUGGGCCAUCCAGACUAUCCGCCUGCUGAGAAAAAUGAUUGCGAGAUCAUUGUCGUUCACAAGAGCUUGACUGAAUACGCUGAGGCCAUCGAGGCUCGACUCAAAAAAAUGGGACUCACUGUUGAUCUUCUGUUUCCUAAUGAGGAGGUGUCACUCAGUCGUGUCCUAGGGAAUAUCGCCAAUCGGGGAUGCUUGUAUGCUGUCGUUGUUGUGCCAAUCAACCUUGAACAUCACUCGUUGACACUCAAUAUUCUUCAUGGACUUCCUCAAGAGCACAGAAAUAUGCCCGUGGAGGACGCCCUGAACCUGAUCAGCCGUGACUUCAGUAAUUAUAAAUCAGGUGGGCGUGGAGUUCCCCUGAACACUCCAUUCACCAGUGAUCGCCAUCCAGACGCCAUUCAGGUGCUACUGAACAUGCUCGCGGACAAUCACCAGCUGACAGUUCUCCAGUACGAUAGAGUUCUCAAGUACCUGGAGAUAAAACGCGAGGAGCAGGUUCAGGUGGAGUUGGGGGACGCCAAGGACAUGCCUGGAGGUACAAUGGGAGUCAGUGACCCCAAACAAGCGGAAUUGCAGUCGAGGAUAUUGAAUAUUCUCAACAGUAACCGACCAAAUGCCAAUGCACCAGCUCCCAGCCCAGUACCAGCCCCAGCUCCAGUUCCAGUCCCACCAGCAACAUGGGCCGCAGACACGUCAACAACAUCGACAUCAUCAACAUCUGGAACUGGAGUGACUCCAUCUCCACUUCUCAACGAUCCAACUGUGCAGAAAGCACUCGACAGUCUUCUCCAGGGAAAUCUCCUCAAGAGCAUUGGAGAUCCGCAGUCGACGACUUCAUCUGCACAACCACUUUUUGCUGCAUUCCCCAAUAUAAAUCGUCUUUAAAUUAUUUUUACUAUUCAUUAAGAAUUAUUUCCUCAGCUUAUUCGUUUAUUCAAUUAUUAUCAAUCUCAAUGAAUACUGUAUUCAUUUUUUACGUGUAGGAGAUAGUCAGAAUUAAAUAAAAUCUUGAUUGUAUCGCCUCCAUUGAUAGAAAAAUGGAAAAAAUGUUAUUUCCACUGAUUAAAUUCGGAUCAAAUCAGUCAAUAUUUAAUUCACGUGUGAAAAAAUUGUAAAAAACUAAAUGGAUUAAAUUAGGAGGGAAUUCAACGUUCGAAAAAAUCAAAUUUAAAGAACAAAAUCAGAAGGGAAAUAGUCGGAAUAAUUAUGAAUUAUCGAUUGAUCCU
Molecule: messenger RNA, 2515 nt
Organism: Fopius arisanus
Lineage: Eukaryota; Metazoa; Arthropoda; Insecta; Hymenoptera; Braconidae
Gene: Neos
Product: nuclear receptor coactivator 5-like
Exons: 4
Coding region: 312-2174 (620 amino acids)
Molecular function (GO): RNA binding
Source: RefSeq, a predicted model, not a curated record